AUGUGUUUUGAGGUCCUUCGCUUCCCAUAUAUGAAACAGUUCGAAUCGAUUGUUAUUGGAGAAUACCAAACGCUUAAUCUCCGCCAAGAAACAAGGGCGCCGAAAAUAACCCCUUCAUCCCAACUUCUCGGUGUCGUCUCAUGUAUGAAACUCGAUAUGUCAGAUAUUAUGAUGAUUGACAAGCGCUCUUUUCUGAAGGGUUUGGAGAUUUCAGAUUUGCGCCCUCUGAUCUUCCUCCUCUCUGCCGUCUACGCCUCCCCUCUCCCCGAUAAGGAGAAGGCCGCAGCGACAGCCAAUUCAACCGUUGCCGGGAGUGUUCUCACUGCUUCCACAUACAACGAUUUCCAAAUCUCUAGCGGCACGGCUGGAACGGCCCAAGAUGAAGCUAAUGCCCUCUUUAAGGCCAUUGAUAUGAAUAAUCUUGCUGCUGUCUCUGCAUCUGACCUCAAAAUCAUCAAUGGAAUCCACGAUGCUGCCGAGAAUGCCGAAACUGAUGCUUUUAAUCCAGCCAUUGAGGCUGCAAGUGGUGAUGAUGCUACUGCUCUUCAGAACGGCAAGAUAAAGAACAAAGUACUCAAGCUUACAGCUGAAGUCCUAGGUAUCCAAGUUAAAGCAGCACAAGGAGGGGAUGAUUCAGAUUUGGAGGCUGAACAGAAAAAAUUGGCCAAUAACGUUAAAUUGGAUAUUGCAUCUGAAGGAGAGACCAGUACGGCGGUCAGUUUUGAUGCUACGAGUUAA
Molecule: messenger RNA, 738 nt
Organism: Sclerotinia sclerotiorum 1980 UF-70
Lineage: Eukaryota; Fungi; Ascomycota; Leotiomycetes; Helotiales; Sclerotiniaceae
Exons: 4
Coding region: 1-738 (245 amino acids)
Source: RefSeq, a predicted model, not a curated record